GGGGGUUUUUUGUCUAUACCUAGAUGGGCAAACUGUAUCUCUCCGCCGGGGUUUGGUUGUUCAUCUGGCCAAUUCGUGCCAAGAGAUCCUGGGCAGUUUGGACAUCGCCAUGGAGGAAGAUAACCCUUCGCCAGAUCUGAUGACUCUGGAGACCAUUGGUCUCUUAGAGGAGCGUCUCCAGAACCUCUCAUAUGUCCUCAGUGGAGGCACAGUACCCGCUGCGCGACUUACGGCACACACGGAGGAGAAUGGAACUGUCCUUUCCCGCCUGUCGGCGUUGGAGGAAGAGCUUGAAAGACUUUCCUCCAGAUCUGGAGUGGUAAGGGAUAUUCUCAAGCUACGUACGACUCCUUUUCUCUAAAUGACCUGUUCCACUCAAUGUUAAUGAGAUGUUCAUCUCUAGAGGCUCGACAUUCCGAUCUUUUCCAAGCAUCACCAUCAGAAGAAGCCCCGCCCACAUUGAGUUAUCCGAUGCUCCGCCAGAUAGUCCUCGCAUGUGCAAGCCUCUAUGCGACUACUGCUUCACAAUUAGCUUCAGUUAGGGACUUGCCGCUUCCCGCUGCAAAGGCUUCCACUUCGAUGAUUGGUCUUCAACCUCGCAUUGACCGCGUGAAUGAGGUGCAGAUGGAGCAGUUGCAGGAGAUUGCACAUUUACGACGGAAGAGCGCGGCGCUAAUUGAGCGAUGGUACAAACUCAUGAUCUUGGCUGGGAAUGAGUGCUGGUCUGACUGGGAGCAUCGAACUGCCCAGGUGGAGCGAGAAAUCCGCCGGGAAGAAGUUCGCCAGGCUGGAGAUGGCGCGAUAUAAAAGCAACGUGUUCGGCCGACGCAUUGCAUAUUGUUUUUGGCCUAUCUAAGGUAGUCUGCAAUUCCAUGGCUCAAUUUUAUAAGGUAGUUGUUUCGCAAGCAUGGCCAGGCGUUUCGCGGAUAGGAUGCCCUUAUACCAGGUUUAGCGUUCAUCGAGCCAUUACGGCUCCGAAGGGUUUGGGUUACAUUUUACAAGAAAACAUGGG
Messenger RNA from Xylona heveae TC161, 1012 nucleotides. RefSeq lists its product as hypothetical. The record is from RefSeq and is a predicted model, not a curated record. The transcript has a single exon. Bases 379 to 807 code for a protein of 142 amino acids. NCBI's taxonomy places the organism in Eukaryota, Fungi, Ascomycota, Xylonomycetes, Xylonales, Xylonaceae.